Brenthis ino (lesser marbled fritillary) is the source of this 1020-nucleotide messenger RNA. Lineage: Eukaryota; Metazoa; Arthropoda; Insecta; Lepidoptera; Nymphalidae. The record is from the annotation of a GenBank genome assembly.
AUGAGAUCUCGCACGAGUAACAUGUUUACUAUGUUUUUAAUAUUAUUCAUAGUUCCAUUUUGUACUUCAUUAGAGAGUACUUCAUCAUUCCGAUAUGACUACAAUUACCAUUCUGAGGUGGAUGGAUGGAUGAAGCUGCAUCGAGUGCCAGCAACAUUCCACGAUGCGUGGCUACGUUGUCAUUUGGAAGGAUCUAUUCUGGCUUCACCCAUCGAUAACCACUUCGGAACAGCCAUGAAAACUGAAAUGCGGAGUAAUCGACUGAACUCGAACGGGGUAUUCACAGGGAUUCAUGGCACUUUUUCUAAAGGCGAUUUUUUCUCUACAGAAGGUAUUCCUCUAAACAAGAUGCCUCUGGAAUGGAUGCCUUCAGAGCCGGAUAACAAGAAUAACGAUGAAGACUGUAUACUGUAUGCAGCUAACGGUACCAUCGCAGAUGUAAGCUGCAAUGAAGUCCACUCAUACAUAUGUUAUAUGAAGAGAACUAAAAAUAUGUCUGUAACUGGAUGUGGAACUGUUGAUAGAGAGUACGUCUUAGAACCAGCGACUGGAAGCUGCUACAAGUUCCAUCGAGUGGCUAGGAAUUGGACCAGAGCGUUCAUGACCUGUGCGGCUGAAGGAGGUCACCUCGCGAUUAUAAAUAGUGACACUGAAGCGAAUGUUCUUAGACAAAUAUUUGCUAAGCACCCUCAAGACAGCAUAAAAUCAAACCUUCCUGGUAUUAUGAAGGAGAUCGCACACAUCGGCUUCCAUGAUUGGGGAGAAAGGGGUAUCUGGACUACAAUACAUGGAUCUUCGUUGAUAGAAACUGGUUUUGAUCUUUGGUCUGAAGGCCAACCAGAUAACGCACCGCCAGGAGAGUAUUGUGGAGGGAUGUUCCGCAACGGUCGCUUAAACGAUGUGUGGUGCCACGAGAGAGGACCUUUUAUCUGCGAAAAAUCACCAGACAGCUUAAAUGCUGACGACGAUCCCCUAAAACUUGUUUUUUUAACCGGAUCUUAUGACCUCAGACCAUACGAU